Capronia epimyces CBS 606.96 is the source of this 1002-nucleotide messenger RNA. RefSeq lists its product as uncharacterized. The record is from RefSeq and is a predicted model, not a curated record. The coding region runs from base 1 to 1002 and encodes 333 amino acids. The transcript has 2 exons. Lineage: Eukaryota; Fungi; Ascomycota; Eurotiomycetes; Chaetothyriales; Herpotrichiellaceae.
AUGUGUCCCUAUUUGGAAGAACCCCCUGAUUCAGCCUCCAAGCCACUGGAUCCUCUAGUGCUUCAUGUACAUGAUUUGCCUCAGCUCUAUCAAAGACCCUCAGCGACUACCUUGCUUCAGACAUUAGAUCUCCUUUGUUGUGAGACGCCCAGUUUCUCCAAAAUCAAUCACGCUCGCCAGGUCAAGGUUGCCGAACAAGGUGUUCCGGGAUAUCUCACCUCGGUUGUCUCGUCAACUCUACAUUGGAUUGACGAUGACGAGGCCAAAGAGUCGAUAUGGAGUGCUGCAAGUGCCCGAUUGAGUGAGCGAUCAGGCAGGAACGCGAUGCCCUCGAUGACUCGCUCGUUCAUGAUCAAUGACUCACUUUCAAUUAGCCUGCACGAACCCUCUCUUACGGGCGACAGCCUUGGGCUCAAGACCUGGACAUCCUCGCUCUUACUGUCACAGCGGCUGGGGCAGUGCCGUAGGUACAUCCCACAAGACUGUGCAAGAGUGCUUGAGCUGGGAGCGGGAACUGGUCUUGUGGGAAUCUCCGCUGCUUGUCUAUGGAACAAGCAUGUUCUGCUAACCGACUUGCCCGAGAUUGUCCCUAACCUCCAGCGGAAUCUUGAACAUAAUCGAAGCGUCAUCACAGAUAAUCAUGGCUCUGUCGAAGCACGGGCGCUUGACUGGGCCGACGAGACUGAUACUCCCGGUGACGAGCAAGAGAAGUUCAUGGUCAUUCUUGCCGCAGAUCCUAUCUACUCUCCCGACCAUCCCAGAAUGCUUGUUAACACGGUGCGCCGGUGGAUUUGUCCAAAUCCCAAGGCCAGGUUCAUCGUUGAACUGCCACUGCGAGAUCGAUACGAUCAGGAAAGACAGAACCUGAGGGAGACUCUGCGCCAUGAGGACUUUGAGCUAGUGGCUGAAGGCACAGACACAGGAUUUGAUGACUGGCAUGGCCGGGAUGGCCAUCCAGUUGAAGUCGAAUGUUGGUGGAGUGUCUGGAAGCCAGAUAGGUGA